CGGCACUCAGUGCGCAUGCGCCGGCUGAACAGGAAGCGUUAACAUUUUCUUUUACCAGCUGAUAUAGCCAAACUGUCAACAGUCAAACCUGCGAUACCUGCGCCGCUGAAACGACACUAUACAAGGUAAAACAAGGAGCGAAGAGAGGUCAAGACACCAUCAGCGAGGCUCGACUUCACUCUGGAACGGAAGUGUAAGUGACUGACAUCCCAGAAGCACCCGUCUCCAGCCCAGGGAGGAGGCCCAGCCCACCUGCCGUCUCCUACGAGGGCCGGUAUGAGCUCCAGAGGGAGUGGAGGCCGCUCCAACGGCACACUACCGCAGACCAAGAUCUGCCAGUUCAAGCUGGUGCUGCUGGGCGACAUGGCUGUGGGCAAGUCCAGCCUGGUGCUGCGAUUCGUCAAGGGACAGUUCGAUGAGUUCCAGGAGACGACCAUAGGAGCUGCGUUCCUGGCUCAGUCGGUGUGUCUAGACGACACCACAGUGAAGUUUGAGAUCUGGGACACUGCAGGACAGGAGCGAUACCACAGCCUGGCUCCGAUGUACUACCGUGGUGCUCAGGCAGCCAUUGUUGUCUUUGACAUCACCAAGCCGGAGACCUUUGAGAGAGCCAAGGCCUGGGUGAAGGAGCUGCAAAGGCAGGCCAGUCCCAACAUUGUUAUUGCCCUGGCCGGGAACAAGGCUGACCUGGCAGAGAGGAGACUAGUAGAGUACGAGGAGGCCCAGACGUAUGCUGAAGACACUGGCCUGCUUUUUAUGGAGACCUCUGCUAAGACAGCUAUGAACGUCAAUGAGCUCUUCCUGGCCAUUGCAAAAAAGAUGCCAAAAACAGACACCCAAAACCCUACACAUGCAGCGCGACACCGGGGAGUCAACCUCCAGGACCCAGACGCCCACUCCACCCGAGCCUGCUGCGGUGGGAACUAAACCUCCGCAAGUCCCACCAGUAUUCCACCAUCCACACCACCACAGCCCUUCAACCAUCCUGUCUCCUUCAACCAACUUACAGGGGUGGGCCUGAUGCGGGGAGACCCAGUGUCCACUCACCCUCUUACCCUCCACUCAUCCUCCUGUCAAAGCAGACAGAAAUUCAGAGACAGAAAUUCAAAGGAGAGAAUAAGAGGAAAGGAAGAGCGAGCACAGAUGGAGGAGACGUGUCACACCUGCGUCUCUUGACCAGCAACUGAGAUUCUGCGUUUGGAAAGAACGAGGGAGGUAAACUGAGAUUGAGAGGAGGAAAAUAAAGAAUGUGGAAGACAGUGGCGAGCCUGUUGUAGUAUUUAGCACUAAUUGUGAACUUUCUUUUUCAUCUCAUUCUGCCUUGCAUUGUUUAGUCACAUCCCCGGUUGCGUAAAAAUGCACAAAAUGAGCAGCACAUGCUGUCAAGUGGCCAAGAAAGCAAAGGAGAAAAAAGGGCAAAGACAUAAAACAAAAAAAGCCAAAACGUAAAGUUGUGACCGCUUUCUUCUUCUCCGUUUGUCGGAGCUCGCGCCCGGCUUGCUUUGCCUCCUCCUAGACCAGAAUCAAACAAAUCCUGCUGUGAAUAUCGCCACAUAUUGUACCCCUGGAAUGAUCCCAUGAUUUGUAAUCCCUCCCUGUCCUGCCUGACCUUCCCUGGUGUCACUGGCACUGUCGAGGCGCACAUUAGAUAAGACCCAUGGCACAGUUUGCUCAAGUCCAUUUGUACGUAUUUAUUGUCCUGUGUUCUGAGUGCUCCUUCCACUCACAUCUCUCCUCUCUCUGUGUGAGGAAAAGAUUUAAACUCUACAUGAUGGCUGGUUUUACAUUGUGUUUCUGAUUGAUACUUUUGGUCUGAUGGACUUGAUAUUUUAAUGAAAGAUUGCUGAAGUGCCGUGUUCCUCACACAUUUUGGGUGUCAAUGCCUUGCUCGAGUGCUAUAAGGAAAAAUGUGAAGCAACAGGCUGUCGCUGUGUACAGCAACGAUGUAGGAUUGAUCUGGAGUGUAUGUAGUGACAUGACAUUGAAGGCAAACAGGUGUUUUUAAACCUGUACCCUGUGUUCUCAAGUUUUUGUGUCUCAGUGACUAAUGAAGACAACAAUUUUGGAAGCUGGUCCAGUAUUCAGAGAGGUCGCUGCAGCAAAACAGGCGAUGUGCCGUCAAUUUACAUCCAAUAAAAGUGCCUGUUUUUUUUGUCACUGACAGCUCAGAUUAUUAGGACUCAUGUCAGACAUUACGGGAAGGAUCCCGACUGAGAAAUGAAACACUUUUCUUUACUUUUCGCUGGUACGUUUGUCAUUGUGUCUAACCAAGUCUCGUUUAAGAAGUCUUGUCCUAAAAUCUUGCGAAAGGUGACUUACUGCAGCGAAACAAUUGUGGAAACAUUAGUAUGAGUUGGAUGAUUUCCUUGUGCUUAAGCACAGAAAUCUCACGAGUGUUAUCGAAAAGGUUUUCAACAUCAUGGCUAAUUAUUUCGCUAAUUUCGACUAUAUGGAAAUGUCUGCAAAAUUUGAAGUGAGACUUGGUUACACACAGUAACAAACAGACCAGGGGUCUCAUUUAUAAACAUUACGUACGCACAAAACGAGGCCUGAAAGAGGCGGACACAACUUCCCACGUAAAAGUUGUGAUUUAUAAAAACAGACUUGAUGGGAGACACUUUGACCCAUGCUUACGAACAUUUUAGAGACAACUGGCGACAGAGAUGGAGAGGUGGAUUGUAGAAAUUGUCAAAUAUUUUUUGGUGCACACCAUUUUUGGCUUUUGUUCGUACAUACAUUUCUAGUUAGGAUCCUACGCACUGUUUUAUAAAUGAGACCCCAGAUGAGUGAAAGUUAAAAAAAACUUUAAUUCCUCUGUAGGAUCGUUUUUAUAACGUUAUCGGACACUUCUAUAAAGAUAAUGUGAGCUGUAGUCAAACCCACCAGCCUCCAUUUAAAUAAACAGUAAUUUUAGCGUGCAUAGAGGCAGCAUGUUUUCACAUCUAACUGGGUGAAUUAAGGGUUUAUUUCAACCACACCAGAGAUGGUGAUGGUUGGAACAGUGGAAAGACAAACCAAGACAGCUUUUGUUAAUUGUCUUUUGUGUGUGUCGACGUUAAAUGAAGUUUGUUUUAUGAUGAUAAAAUUACUGUCUAUUUAAAUGGAGUCUGGUUGGUUAGACUACGAUGAUUUUAGAGCUGUUUCUGGUUAAUCUAAAGGGAUUUUUCUCUGUAACAAACAGGUCUAUCUCUGUAGGGAUCCUUUCCAUAAUGUUAUCAAACACAUAUUACAAUCUGAGCCUGUCAGUGGCAAAACUUAACACUUUCACUGGACAGAAGUUGACAGUGCACAAUUGCUGAUGUGAAUAAGCCACAUCGCUGCUUGUUACAUCCGUGCAGCGCUCUCUCUCAGUACUGGACCAGUUUCAAAAAUUGUUGUCUCCAUUUGUCACUUCGACACAAAACAUGGGAAAACAGGGUCCAGGUUGAAAUGACCAAAGUUUCCCUUUAUCAUUGCUAUGUAUGAGGAGAAAACUGUGAGCUCUAACUGAUGACAUGUCUGUAGCAGAGAACGUGUCCCUCACAUACAACCCUUACAAAUUCCCUGUGCAGAGUAAAAAAGGUUAAGCUAAUUUUUCAAUUAUUGCAGGAGUGAUGGGGCUCAUGAUCCAUCUAUGGCUCUGCCCAGAUUAAAUUACUGCCGUCAGAUAAAUGAAAUAUUGGAGACAGAGAGAAAGAAAGGAGGAAAGGAAACUAUGAGAGUUGUAGUAAACCUGUACCAUGUACCCUGUAGGAGAACAUCUCCCCAUCUUGUGUCCAACGUGUCCCUCAUCUGUCACGUGUCCUAGGGCUAAGUUGUUGGUGAACAUGAAACCAUAGUGAUUUUGAAUGGUUUUGCUUUUUCAUUUAUCUCAAUAUGAUGCUCUUAAAACAGAGUCGUGUGCUUGGUUGCUGUCUACGGCUUGGCUGAAGAAAAAAAAAAUAAAUAAAUGAGGAAGUGAAUUGAUGAAAACACACACAAAAAAACAGAAGUGCCUAUUCCCAGUUUUCUUUUUCUGUGAAUCAUGUUUGAGGCUUUCUCUAAGUGUGUGCUUGCUUCGUAGGCAACGUGCAGGAAAACCCAUUUCCCUGACAUCGGCUUGUACUAUACAAUAACCUGGCACCCUGUCAUUAGGCUAUACUGUAUUGGCUCUUUGUAUGGAUGUAAAGAGAUCUUGUUGAAUACACUGUAUGUUAUAUAUUAUUGUCUUAAUUUUAAUGAAAGUGUAUGUUGAUUUUAGCAGAGCACACUUGUGAACCUGGAAUGGAUCGUUUAAGAAAAAAAGGACUCUAAUCGAUGUUAUAAAUCUGUCUGAUUUAAACACAUACUGGUGUCCAGGAAAAUCUUUUGCUGUGCUUUAUUUUUAGAAUCACAACCAGGCUUAUUUAAAGGUGUUUUGAUCACAAUAUGAACUAAUUAAGGGUCUGAAAAUAAGACUUGAAUUUGAAGAACAAUGCUGUUUUUAAUUAGUUUUCAAACGAAAGCUGAAAUGAUUCGCUCUCUCCUCCAGGACACUAAGAUCUCAUUAACAGCAUUCACUUACUCAUCCUUCAGUGAUCACAGGUAGGUUCAGUGUUCUGUGCAAUUUAAACUUGAUUUUUCAUCAGCACCUUGAGUAUGUAAAGUGUUCAAUAAAGCUGUGAAUGGCGCUUUGAGUGCAGAAUGCUGA
Molecule: messenger RNA, 4648 nt
Organism: Epinephelus lanceolatus (giant grouper)
Lineage: Eukaryota; Metazoa; Chordata; Actinopteri; Perciformes; Serranidae
Gene: rab5b
Product: RAB5B, member RAS oncogene family
Molecular function (GO): GTPase activity; GTP binding
Source: RefSeq, a predicted model, not a curated record